AUGGCAUCUCCAUCAUUCCGGCCAUUCGAGCUGGAUGAGCAAACUGUCUCGGUGCAAGAGUACAUCGAGAAUGCGUUGAUGGCACUAGUUCAUGAGCUCUCACUACCUGCGUCAGAGGCACACCUCUCGAUCAGUCUCAAGCGUCGAGCCAAUCCCGCCUGCUGCUUCAUCAAUCCCAUCACCGGGGCUCUAGAUGGAGGUUCGAGGGUUGAAUCUAUGAGAACAUAUUCUUGGCCUGGGAAGACGCUGUAUGAGGAAUGGAAGUUCGCCGUCAUCCUUCGAAUCAUGUCUAUCUUGUUGGACGCCAUUCGGACGGGGCAGCUGAUCUCCAAAAGAGAUAUAUAUUAUAUCGAACCCGAGUUCUUUCGUGCCCAAUAUAUAGUAAACAAUAUCAUUGAUGAUCUCGCCUGCACCAUCGGGGUGAACAGAGGGGCUCUGAACGUGGAAGCGGCUGGCAAAGGUCUUGUCGCAGGGAACUUUCGUCUGAUUCGCGAAUCACAAGUCGUUCUCAAUGCACAGUCGCCCACGGAGGACACUUUGAUCCCUCGCCUAAAAAAUGGCGAUGAGAUUGACAUCUCGAGGAUUCGAUGGGUGAUGGUGAUAGAGAAAGAGGCGGUCUUUCAUCGACUCGCACGCAGCGGGUAUCACAUCCGAGCAACCGCAGGAGAAGGAAUCCUGGUCACGGGCAAAGGUUACCCGGAUCUUUCAACCCGAGCAUUCUUGCGCAAACUAUAUGAUGUGGCAUCCACCAGACCGACACCUCUUCGUUUCUAUGCCCUCACAGAUGGCGACCCACACGGAAUGGCCAUCAUGUCGACAUACAAGUAUGGCUCGGUAGCGCAGUUGCAUGAGAAUGCACGACUCAGCCUUCCCCGACUCCAAUGGCUCGGUCUUCGGGUCUCGGAUAUCGUUGCCGUUCCUGACGAAUUUGGGGACAAAGCCCUUUGCCCAUUGACCAAGCGAGAUCGCAACAAGAUCCUGGCUAUGCUGCAAAAUAGUCCUGUAUGGGCGAGUGAUGGUCCAGAGCCUCAGUGGCGAGUGGAGCUGCAGCGUAUGCUGAUGCUCAAUUUCAAGGCGGAGAUUGAGGUCCUGUAUGAGCACACUGGGGGCCUAGAAGGGUGGAUUGAUCGCCGCAUGUUCCGGCAGGAGUGA
This is a messenger RNA of Penicillium brevicompactum, 1152 nucleotides long. RefSeq lists its product as uncharacterized. Gene Ontology annotation, biological process: meiotic DNA double-strand break processing; reciprocal meiotic recombination; meiotic DNA double-strand break formation. Lineage: Eukaryota; Fungi; Ascomycota; Eurotiomycetes; Eurotiales; Aspergillaceae. The coding region runs from base 1 to 1152 and encodes 383 amino acids. Gene Ontology annotation, cellular component: nuclear chromosome. The record is from RefSeq and is a predicted model, not a curated record. Gene Ontology annotation, molecular function: ATP binding; DNA topoisomerase type II (double strand cut, ATP-hydrolyzing) activity; DNA binding. The transcript is spliced from 7 exons.